AUGAUCCCGACACCAUUGGGUCAAAUCAACAAAGGAGGAAGUAAGGGUUCUAUUGGCAAUAACAUUCAUCAUCACCAGGGAGGAGCAUCAGGUUUAAAAUUAGAGCGAAUUAUCGGAAGUACUGUCUAUAAUCAACAUUCAUUCCAAUUACACCCUUCAGCCAUUCCAAUGUCGGGAGCCCUUCCUUUAAUGAUUGGAGGUCACAGUAUGAAUUCUGAAAUUGUGGCCUAUUUGGCAGGAACCUUUGUCGUUCUUUACAACAUUAAGAGAAGUAAGCAAGUGAAAUAUUUAGAGCACCCAACGUCGAACAAACCCUUCAGUUGCAUUGCAUUUUCAAAGGAUGGUCAAUAUUUAGCAGCCGGUGAGAGAGGCCCCAAACCAUCCAUUGCUGUUUGGGAUUUGCAUCAAAUAUUUUCUCCUUCAAUUAACAACAAGGAGAACAAUAAUGACACGAAUGUGACAUUAGAAAAACCAAAAAUCACUUUUGAUGUGAAGAAUUCCAAAAUGCUCAUAAGUUUAGGUGCUGAAAAUGAAUUGAAAAUCUGGGACCUUGUUCCUGCCUCUGGUCAAUCAUCACCUAGUGUCGGAAAGGGAGAAUUGAAAUUUUCAAAAAAUGUGGACGAAACCAACGAUAUUGCUUUGGCUCCUAAUGAUGACAAUGGUUUCAUAACGGUGGGAAAAGGUUUCGUGAGAUUUUGGUCCUAUGCAAGAACAGCAAAAUCGUCCCUCAUCUCGGUCCGAUCAGUUUUAUGUAACCUCGAUGUGUGGAAGCAAGCAAAUUUUGUUAGUAUUGAAUCAAGAGGAAAGAAUGAACACUCGGAAGUGUAUGCAAUUACUGAAGACGGAAUUCUUUGUAAAAUAGACCCAAAAUGCAAGGAACUACAAAGCUGGGUAAACACCAAAGUCCAAAAAGCCUUCUCCAUGUCAGUCUCCGAUAAAUACAUUGCCACUGCAAGCGCGAAAGGAGUGGUUCGAUUGUUUGAAACCAAAACUCUGCAAUUCAAGAAGACCCUUCCCGAACCACCACCAUCCACCAGUCACAUUACCAUGAAAAGUGUCAAUAAUAUCAACAAUAGCUAUGUCAAGCCUGCUGUAUCGGAGGACUUCAUACCUCCAAGUGCACUUGCUUGCGGCAUUUUCGGUGAAAAGGUUGCUGUCAUGUAUGACGAUAGGAGUUUAUUUGUGUGGGAUAUUUCGAAUCUGUCCUUAAUAUCCAAAUAUAGGUCGUUCAUCAGUCACUCUGGCUGUGUUUGGGAUCUUGAUGUUCUUCCUGUCAAUACAAAAUCAAGUCUUCCACCAGGGACAUUUGCCACUUGCUCCUCUGAUAAUACUAUCAGAUUUUGGAAUAUUGACUCGGAUCAAGAAGAGAAUAUUCGUUCUUCGGUUGCUGGCAAAAGUGCCUUCUGUAAGGAGCUUCUUGCUGUGUUGCACAUUCCUCCCAGUGUUAAGAAUGCUGACGGUGGUAUUCGAAGUAUCAGUUUUUCUCCAGAUGGAUCUGCAAUUAUUUCGGGUGACAAGCAAGGACAUGUAAGAGUCCAUGAUGUGUUCAAUUUUGACCCAAUAUACACGGAGUUUGCACACGAGUCUGAAGUUCUAUGCUUGGACAGCCAUCAACUACCAAACGGAGAUAUCAUUUUUGGCUCUGGCAGCCGUGACCGUAUGAUUCACCUUUACAAAAUGAGCCAUAGAAAUGUGGAUGUUGUACAAACCUUAGAUGACCAUAGCUCCUCUGUUACUUCCCUUAAAUUUAGCUCCACUACCACAAAAGACGGUGAAGUUCUCAAACUAGUCAGUAUUGGAGCAGAGAAAUCUGUGGUAUUCAGAAGGGUUGAGGAUGUUGCUAGUAAGAAGAGCGUUCGAGUUGUACGAUAUCAACAAACUCCAUCACCUUUUUCUGUAUUUGAUUUGGAUGUUGACAUUACUGGAAAAUGGGCAGUAACAGCUGGACAAGGAAAGAGAAUUAACGUGUAUGAUAUUGAAUCUGGAAAAUGCAAACAAUAUAUCGAGACAAAAGACAACAAACCUGUCAAGACAGGAGUUGAUAAUGCAGAUCCAUUGAAGGUUAAACUAUGCCCUGCUGGUAUUAUUGCUGUCACAAGUGCUUCAGACAAACAUUUGAGAGUGUAUUCCUUCUAUCGCAGAAUGCUUAUUUCUAGAGUGAAAGGACAUGCUGAUGUUAUCACCUCAAUAUCUUUUACGCACGAUCUCAAGAGAUUAAUUACUACAUCGGCAGAUGGUUGCAUUUUUAUUUGGUCCAUUGGCACUAAUUUAACCAAACAAAUGAUGGAGAGAAUGGAUGAAUUAGAAAACUAA
Messenger RNA from Naegleria fowleri, 2313 nucleotides. RefSeq lists its product as uncharacterized. NCBI's taxonomy places the organism in Eukaryota, Heterolobosea, Eutetramitea, Acrasida, Naegleriidae. The record is from RefSeq and is a predicted model, not a curated record. Bases 1 to 2313 code for a protein of 770 amino acids. Gene Ontology annotation, cellular component: mitotic spindle. The transcript has 4 exons. Gene Ontology annotation, molecular function: protein binding. Gene Ontology annotation, biological process: mitotic spindle organization; regulation of mitotic cell cycle.